GCAGCCGCUUCACACAGAGGCCCGAGCGGUGGCGCGCACACACACGGUGCGGUCCGUCGUCUGGUGCUGCUCGAACGGUGCGUUCCCGGUCGCUCGGGGACACUCGCUUCAUUUUCGUUCCGGCGUUCGAGCGUGCAGCACACGCGGUCGCAUGAAGUAUCACCCAAGAUUGCACGGUCGUUCAAGACAAGACAUACAGUGGAGAGAUAGUGUUAAACACCACUUGAGGUACAACACAAGACAUUAAAUAGUGCCAGUGAAAGGUGCAGUGUGUGUGUGUGUGUGUGUGUGGUCGAUAAAAGAAAAAAAGAAAGAAUAAUCCUUUUUGUCGCACGGACGGAAAGCGAACGCGAAAGGUGUUCAAUCAAUUAAUUAUCCUUCCCGGCGCAGUGAAGUGAACACAAUUUGCCAAAAUAAAAAAAAAGGAAUACGAUGGUGUGAAACAGCACAGAAACCAGAUCAGUGGCAGUGUAACACAAAGAUAAACACAGUUUGCUGGAGGGCACCGACAACUUAACGUUGCUGUAGUGCGGGGUGAUCUCGAACCAAGAAGGAACAACGGUCGCGUGUCAACUUGGUGUCGCUCUUUCACUUCCCCGCUCGUACGCUCGUUCGCACGUGCCAACGCGCCAGUAAGUGCGAUUUGUGUGCUAGUGUACUCUUUACAGUGGCCAGCACAAGCACGGUGUUGUCCUAGGAGCUUCCUAACGGCCAAGAGUAAAGCCACCAUUCCAACAAAGUCGUGUGUGUGUGUGUGUGUGCGUUUGGAGUAACUUUUAAAGUAGCUCCGUCCCUUCCAGCGCGGCCUGCACCUACUUUGCGCGGGGCAAGGUCGUCGACGGCAUUUCGAUCGACGGCCACAGAAACGAGUUUUCCGCUACCUGUGGUUACGCGUGCCUGUAGUGCGCUUUGUGUAUGUGUGUGUGUGUGUGUGCGUGCAUUCCUAAAAAAAGUGCAACUUGCAGCAAAUUGCCCGAGCUUGCCCGAUCACAACUGGUGGCACACCUCGCGAGAAAAGAAAGGCCAAGAAAGAAAGCCCACGUGUGUAACGCUGCGUAACGCCGUCACCCCUAGUAACCAUCGCGCUCGCUGUCCUAGUAACGCGACGUUUCGCCGUUGCUAGCGUGCAUCAUCGGAAAGUGAGUGAGAAUUUAGAGCGUGAACUAGAUAACGAGUGCGUAACGUGUGUUCGUGUGGCUGUGUGCAGCAAAAAAAAGAAAAAGAAAAAAGAAAGCAAAAUCUGCAUUUUCCACUCCUCACGCACUGUGGUGACAAUCGGUGCUCUCAUUCACCGCGUGUGCGUGUGUGUGUGUGCAUGUGUAUGUGUGACAAUUGCUAGUGAACGUAGCACAACCUUACAGUGCUGUAACAGCGGCUCCCUUUGGAGUGGCAGUUUGUGGACCCGCUCUGUUCGUUCCUUUCGUGCGCGCGUCUGAUCUCACCAUGACCCUGCCAACGAACAGUACGUCCACCGUGGCCGAGGACGACUCGGACAUGUUUGGGCCGCCCCACUCGUCGCCGCCGAUCCGCCGCAACCGGCCGAAGGUGCCGAUGAUCUCGCCCCAGCUGAAGCAGCGCGAGGUGCGCAAGCGGAUACUGCAGCUGUGCGUGCACAAGCUGGAGCGCAUCAAGGACUCGGAGCGCAAUCUGCGCCGCUCGGUGUGCAUCAACAACACGUACUCGCGCCUCACCGACGACAUACGGCGCGAGAAGCAGCACAAGCUGCUGAUGCUCUCCAGCCUCGCCAAAUCCACCGACAGCAGCAGAAAGCAGCUCGACGAGGACGACGUCUCGUCGGAGGACUGCAUCAACAACAACAACAACAUUACCAAUGCCAACAACAACAACAACAACAGCAGCAGCAGCAACAACAACACCAAUGGCAGCCAUCUGCAUCACCACCACCAUCACCAUCACCACCACCAUCACCAUCGCCACCAUCACGACGAGCUCGGCGAGUUCGUGCACAACAAUGAAAACAUGAACAACAACUGCCAGCUGCAGCACAACCACAACCUCGCCUCGCAGCACCACCACAACCACCUCAGCCACCACCAGCACCUGCAGGCCCUGCACCAGCGGUUGGCCCAGUCGCCAAUCGUGUCCAAUGGUUCCACCACCACCACCACCGCCGCCGCGUCGGAAUCGAACGGUGGCGGCGGUUCGGACAGCGCGACCGACCGGUCACCGUCCAGCCCGGUCAGCCAGCGCAAGCCGGCCGCCUCGUCGGUCGAGGCCGAUCUCGAGACGCUCGACCGGGAGCUGUGCGCGCUGGACGCGGCCAUGCCGCUGGUCGACCCGGAGAUUACGCAGGGCGCGGAGCAGCUCGAGCAGGCGAUGGUGUCGCGCAAGCGCAAGUUCGCCUCGAUCGACGACGACGACAGCGACCGGCUGGUGCGGGAGGCCCUGUCCCAGAUCUACUUCCCGAGCGCCGGCCGGCUGCUGACCGGCAUCGACGACUGCCCGCCGGCGACCGAGGAGCGCCGGGAGGAGGACGAGCAGCAGCAGCGCACCAACGCUGGCGACGCUGCAGCAGCGGCCGCCGCCGCCGCCGACUGUAUCUCACCGAAACGACCAAAGAUUGGCGACCUGCUCGAGCAUCACCAAAGUCAGCAGCAGCAGCAGCAGCAGUUGCACUCCUUCUCCCACCCGUUCCUGCACCCGUUCCAUCCGCUGCCGGAUCUGGCCGGGUUCGACUACCAGGUGCACCAUCACCACCAGAAGGAGUUCGAGGUGAUCAUGGACGCGCUCCGGCUGGGCGUCAGCAACGGGGGCGCGAUGGCGGCCGCGGCCGUCGUCGCCGCGACGUCGGCGGCAGGUGCGGCGGCGGCCGCAGCAGCAGCGGCAGCGGCGGCCGCGGCCGCCACCGGCAACGCCACCGGCACGGCGAUGAUGGGCUGCUGCGGUGUGGCCGGCAGUGCCGCUGGCAGUGGGAACGGCCCGUCGGCCGGCGUCGGUCUGCUGGCGGGCGCGGCCGGCACCGCCUCCUGCCAGGGGACGGUGGUGGGUGGUGGCGGGGUCGGCGUAGGAGCGGGCGGUGCCGUCGAUUCCUGCGGCCAGGCGGCCAUGCUGAUGGGCGGCCCGGACGGCGGGGCCAGCGUGUUCCACAAUCUCGUCGUUACGUCGCUGGAAACUUGAAAGUAGGCCACCAUCGACCGUGAAGUCGGCGGCGUCGUCGUCGAUGCUCUGGUUGCCUAUGUGUGUGUGUGUGUGAGGGCUUACUUCAGUGCUUAGUGCUGUGGCCACUAUCGCCCUCUCACCUUCCCACUCUCCUGUCUACUCCAUUCGGCGCGAUAAACACGCGAACGUAAUUCUUAAUUUAUUUACCCCUCCAAAACUGCGCGCGCUCUCUCUCUUUCUCUUUCUCUCGGAACGGGAAAUUGAUUUCACUUUUGCGCUUCCGUAGCGCAAUGAUAAGCGCCAAGAGAAGUGACGCGCGCAAAAGAAGGAAAGACGGAUAGACAGACAGACGUGUUUGCGGCAGUGGGCAGACUACAAAACAAAACAAAAGGAGAAGGAGAGUUUGGUGGCCACCGUUAUGGUACCAGUACACACACACACACACACACACACACACAUACCCAGGCAGCAAGCGACGGUGACCGUCGCUUAUUAGACCAAUUUUUAUUAUUAUUAAUAUUAUUAUUAUAAAUAUUAUUAUUAUCAUUAUUAUUAUUAUUAAUAUUAUUGUUUAGCGCCAAGAUUAGCAAAGUUUUUUUUGUUUAGGAAAGCCCCCCCAUCCCCUUUUUUAGACCAUUUAAUUUGCUUCCUACCACCAAAACGAUCAUUCAUGCCCGCAUCCUCUCGCCCUCCUCCUCCUCGACCGUUCUUCAUGGCCUAGAGAGAGAGAUGGGGAGAGCGAGGGAGACAGAGAAUACAAACCAAAAGCUUUCUGGCCCAGGGCAGGAAGGGUUUGUUGGGACUAGCUUUGUUUUAAAUUGAUCUUUGUCCUAAUUUUAGUAUGAAUUCGAUUUCAUUCAACCAGCUCCUCCACUUUACCUACUCCAAAUUACCCCCUCUCUACUGUGAACAUUUCUCGGAUCUGUUGUGACAAACAACCGAACACACAGUGCUUGCGAAGCCUGCCAUCCACACGGGGAUGUUUGAAGUUGGAUUCGCGUAACCUUUAGGGCGCCAAAAAAACAACGACGACGACGACGGCUACUAAUGCGCAGCAAAUGUGUGGCGUGUGCAAUCGCAGUAGGCAACAGAAACACAAACACACACUACUUUAACGCGCGUGUUGCGUGGGCUAAAGUGUUGCUGUUGAUCUCUGUCUCUCAUGCAAAACAGGAGGCAAUCAAAUUAUGUGCAAAUAUUUGUGAAUGUGCAAACAAAGCGACAAAGAGCAUCAAGUAGCUCUCAGUUUAAAAAAAGGGCUCUCCAACAAGCUCUGGUAGAAGUUUUGUGACCCGAUUUUUCGCUCCUCAGCCACUGAUGCCUUCCUCCUCUCCCCAUAGUCCGAUCAGCCUCUUCCCGCACACAGUGAAACACGCAGUGCUGGAAUUCGUUUCCGGUAGAUCUUCUUCAUAAACCGUCCACAAACGGCCAGCCCCGACUAAAGCAGCCGCACAUGUUUCCCCUUCCCUCUUCCAUGGCUGUUUCUUUCCCUUACCUUCCCUCUGUUUUUUUUUUUGAGAUCGUCUAACGGUCAUCACGCAACAACGCUGCUUGGCGGCGCGCGCGCUCAGGUGCCGCGCUGUGCACUGGUGGUGGGGGCCAAAGUGAGACAUAAAAUAAGUGAAAGUGGCUCCUCGGCCGCUGGUACGGCGGUGGUGGGCGACACACACACACACUCACACACCCAUAGACACAGAGAGCAGAAGGAAGGAAAAGGAAAAACUCAGAUUUAAAUCGCACACAGCGCUCGGGCCGACCGUGGCUGCGAUUAUUAUGCGCUGCCGACCGCUGCGCUGUGUUGCUUGCUUGAGCGGCUGUGGUGGCUCCAUCUGAUGGGCGAAACGCUUCUGGAGCCCCGCCGUAAGGUUACUUAGAGACUUGAAGGCGCGCGGACGCCUCUAGCCGUUUCUCGCUGUAUGCGGUUGUGACUAGUUUGUCCACCCGCAGAAGGAGCAAUUACACUACUGCUCGAUUUGUCUUUUUUCUCUCUCUCUCUCUUUGCGCGCACCAUACAAUGUUGGUCGCUCCCCAUGUACGUGCCCAGGCUUGAAGGUUUUUUUUUUUUUUUUUUUUACUGCAAACUUUUGCAUCACCAGAAACUUCGAAAAGCUCAAAGCAACAACAAAAAAUGGCACGUGUUGCAUGAAUGGUUUCUUUUUUUUUUAUCGUUCUGUCUCUCUUUCUCUCUCUCUCCUUUUCUCUCUUCCUUUGUCAGUGCUUUAUGCUCUCUUUGUCUCUCUCCCAAGUGGUCAGUGAUAGUACGCCACUUCAAAGUUAACCGCUCGCCUCCCCUCUCAAAUGAUUCAGCGGAGCGCAUCCCCUUUUCCACCAGUGGAAAACCGAAUUCCAACAUCGGCGGGUGGCAAAGCCCCCCUUGCCCUAGAAAAAAAAGAAAAAGAAGAAAAGAAAAACGCCAAGACACGCAGGGACGGACGCGUAACGCGAAGAAGAUAAUGUACCGUUUGCUGUGUAUGUCUCUGUGUGUGUGUGUGUGUGUGUAACUCGUAACGUAUCAAAUUUUUCACCCGUUGUUUUUCCCCCUCCCCUCUGCACCUCCCUCCACCCCGCUGCAUUCCCUUUGGCAGUGCGGUGCUUUCGUCGGUCCCUCGGGGUUUGAGUUGAAAGUUUUCUCACUCUUUUCCUCUGGUGGUGGUUUUUCUUCACCUACUACCCCUUCUGCCUUGAUAGCCGGGCGGGGUGGAGGGAGUAGUCAAACCCCUCUCCCCCCCCCCCUCAUCCUCCGUUCACAUGCUGCCUUUAUUUUCUUUCCAACACUGUUUUGAGCAACAACGCGGCAGAGCUUUUGAAUGUUUUUCGAUUGAUUUGGUUGCUACUGCUGUUCCCUUUCAUCUCUCUCUCUCUCUCUUUUUCUCUUCCCCUACCCUCCAGUUUUUUUUCUGUGAUUUGGUUUUCCGUCUUAUUUUCCUGUUGCUUUCGCUUCUGCCUCUUUAUUCGCUAUCGAGACGGGCGAACGCAGAAGGGUGGUUACAAAGUUACUCCAGCCAACCGGUGCUGGGCUGCUGUUGGGUGCAUAAGUUUGUUUCAAGUUUGUUGUUUUUUUUUUUCGUUUCAUUUUUCAAACGGACUUUUCCGUAGCACUUUUGUGCUAUUUAUGAUGUGCUUUUUUCCUUUUCGUAGUUUUUUUUUUGUUUGCUUGUUUGUUACAAAGAAGCACCACCGAAUUGAGGAUGAUUCCAUUUGUCUCGGUUUCGGGUUUUUUGUUUGCUAGUAUCUUAUCUUCUUCCCAUGUGUCAGUGUGAAUAUUACUGUGGCCAAAAUAAUAAAAAAAAGCAACACGAUUGGAAUCUUGAAGCAGUUAAAGUAGGAGAUGGAGGGCAGGUAAACUGAAACCAAAACAAUUACAAACCAAUUGGAAGCAAUGUGUGAAAGCAAGAAGAAGCAACAAAACAAAAAAAAACACACAAAAGUUAAUCAAAGAAUGUUGUGUACGUUAAGCAAGAAAAGGGUGUAAAACUUAUGUAAACAUGACGUACAGAAACAAACAAACAAACAAAGCAAAACAAUUGUGCCGAUGGGUGGAAAAAAAGUAAAGAAAACAUAAAACAGCAACAACAAUAUCGUUCUUAAGAAUAUAAACGUGAAAACGCUUAUAGGCAAACUCUUACAAUGCGCACUAAACUAGUUGGAGGAGGGAAUAAAAAGCAAAGCGGUGCAAUGCAACAGAACAAGUGGCGUUGUUUGCAACCGAACCUACCAAUGAAGGUACCAAGACAGGUGGAGAAGGAGGUGCGACCUCUCACGGCAAGACCGUGACGACACAAACCCACACAUAACACUCUCGUUAACACUCGCGGGCAGAAUGUUCCGGCUUCGGUUUUGGCACUUUUUAGCAGAAAAAUCGAAGCACUCUUGCAUCCAUACCUACACAAGCUAGAUUAACGCAAUAUUGAGCCCCCUCCCCCCCCCACCCCCGCUCUACCCCCUUAAUAUGUAAGAAAAAGCACACAAAAAUAAUAAUGUAAAACAGAAGACGGGGAUAACAGCAUGGAAGCAGCAUUAAAGAAAAAAAAAAAACAGUCAUAUAGAUCAAGUAGUGGAAAACAGUAGAAACUGGGGGAGAGGGGAGUACAUUUAUAGAGUAGAAAAUCGAAACAAGUGCACACGCAUACACGGACACAAAGAUGAAACAUCAGGAACAAAUACUCUCUUUAUACAAGGUUAGAAAGGGAACAGGGAGAGUGGAAAAAAAGCAAAAGCAACAGCAGCAGUAUAUAGUAACACGGCAGCAAGAAAAAUGCAUUCGCAUCGAGAAGUGGCCUCUUUCCUAACGAAACAACAUCCACGGUCCGCACGGUGGAGGGGGUUGGGAAAGCAACAAACAAAGCUGUUACGACUAAAUCGAACGGAAAUCGUUUUAAAACGUGGUUCAACCGUGGUUAAACAGUCAUACCAAGUACUAUAAACUAUAUAGGAACACGCAAAGCAAACAAAAAAAAAAAAGGAUAUAGGAAAGCAAACAAACAAACCCAGAA
Molecule: messenger RNA, 7613 nt
Organism: Anopheles merus
Lineage: Eukaryota; Metazoa; Arthropoda; Insecta; Diptera; Culicidae
Exons: 2
Coding region: 1444-3138 (564 amino acids)
Source: RefSeq, a predicted model, not a curated record